Molecule: messenger RNA, 8064 nt
Organism: Acanthopagrus latus (yellowfin seabream)
Lineage: Eukaryota; Metazoa; Chordata; Actinopteri; Spariformes; Sparidae
Gene: grid2ipa
Product: glutamate receptor, ionotropic, delta 2 (Grid2) interacting protein, a
Exons: 19
Coding region: 438-5630 (1730 amino acids)
Molecular function (GO): protein binding
Source: RefSeq, a predicted model, not a curated record
ACUCUUACCUGCAGCUGCUACUGUGUCAGGACCACACAAACACAGCUCAUCUCUCAUCUCUUUCAUGCUCUCACACACUAAUGGUGGACCGGCCCCUCCUACCUGCCUCGGCCCUCCCACGAGACGAUAUGGACUGAACUAUUUUUGAGCCAAUUAAGUGGAUCCUGCAGCUGGAACAAUACGUAAUCAGAGCAAGGAUCCCUCCGUUUUGUUUUUUGGGCGACGGAUGCAUUGAGAGAUCAGGAUGAAGGAUUUGGGAUUUUGUGGGGAUUUUGGCUGAAACGCUGCUGUGAUGUGAUUCUGUUGUUGUUUUCUAUUUGUGAUAUUUUACUUAUGUAGACAAUAAGAAUGGUCUUUUCAGUGAAAGCUGGACAUCCCGCUUCCUCUGCCUCCCUUGAGUCUUUCUCCUCAAUCUGAGCUUUUUCUCUGAACCCACAAUGUUUGCCAGGAUCUUCAUUCCCAAGAAGCACCGGGAGCGUUUUGACGAGGUGGUUUCCCAGAGCCUGAUGAGCCGGCUUAAAGGGCGGAGCUUCAGCGACCCCAGCCGUAACCACCUCCGCCGCAGCCGGAGCGAGGAUCACCCCGAGCGCCUCCUGGUCUCCACCCGCGCCAGCUCAGUGCCACGCACCCACGCAGAGGAAGGCGUGGCCCCCCCAGCCCGCGGCAUGCGCAAGACCACCUCGCUCAUUGCUGGGCAUUCCAGCGGCACCACCACCAACUGCAGGACAGUCAGAGUGUGUAAGGGCAACAUGAGUUUUGGGUUCACUCUUAGAGGCCAUGCUCCAGUGUGGAUUGACUCUGUCAUCCCCGGAAGCCCAGCAGACAAGGCAGGUCUGAAGCCAGGAGACCGUAUCCUGUUUCUUAACGGACUGGACAUGAGGACCUCCUCCCAUGAGAAGGUGGUGUCUAUGCUCCAGGGCAGUGGUGCCAUGCCCACUCUGGUGGUAGAAGAUGGUCCACCGACUUUAACUCUAGCAGAGCAGGAGCUUGCAGGGGGCGGCAUUCCCACAGAACGUGCCCGCUCACCUGUGCUCAGCUCACUGCAGUGGGUGGCAGAGAUUCUGCCCCCCAGCAUCCGGGUUCAAGGCCGGACCUUCGGACAGCAGCUGGAGCACCUGCUGACUAUCCAGGAGAGGUACACCAUCUGCAAGGCUCUGGAAAACUUCUUCCAGCACAGGAAUGUUGACACUCUGAUCGUGGACGUGUUCCCGGUGCUGGAUACUCCAGCCAAACAGGUGAUCUGGCAGUUUGUUUACCAGCUGCUGACCUAUGAGGAGCAGGAACACUGCCAGAGCAAGAUCUCACGCUUCCUCGGAUACAAAGCGCCAGUUCCACCACCACCACCUCCUCCUCCCCCUCCUCCGGAGCCCGAGGUUGCCCCUGAGCCCCACCGGCGUAGCAGCUCCAUGAGGGUGACAGGGACCACGUACAGGAGCAGUGUGAGGGGACGUAGCUCUGAUGACCUGGUCAUUGGCACACACUUGGGCAUGGGCCUCCGGGCAGAGCCAAUGCUGGAGACAGGGAUGAGGUUGGCUCCAGGAGAGAGACAGUCAGGAGAUGGUACUUCCCUUCCCGAGACUCCCAACAACCUCACCAACCUGUCAGCAGUGUACGCUGAACUGGAGAACAUGUAUUCAUCCAAGAGAUCCAAGUCUCUGAAGAGUCGUCCCCCUCCUGACCCUGAGAGUUUGCUGGAUUUGGAGCCUCCCUCGCGCACAGCCUCCCCUACAAUACAUGCUAAUACAGGUAGUCGUAAAGGCCCCCCACCUCCUACAUCCUGGCCGGAGCCUCUCCCCAGCCCCCCUCAGUCACAGUUCUAUCCACCAGGGCUGACAAGCCAGACAAGUGGGGAGUCCAAUCCCUACAUCAGCCUGGACAGUCCCCCUCCUUCACCUCCAGAGCCUCCCGAUUAUCCCUCUAGUCCCCCCGCCCACCGCAACAACAAGCGGCGAUACACCUUCUCAAAACCACCACGGUCAGAAGACACGGAUCGCUUUCUGGAUGCGCUGAGCGAGCAGUUGGGUCAGAGGGUGGCCAUCGUUGAUGACUUCCUGACCCCUGAGAACGACUAUGAAGAGGAUAUUGUGCAGAUGGGCUUCCCAGAUGAGGAUGAUGAGGACAAUGAAGAGGAUUUGGGGGUGGAUGAAGACGAGAAUGGCGGAUUUGUUGCACCAGAGCUCAGUAGCCCGAGCGAUGUGCAGAGUAGCAGUGGAGAAGAGAAUGCCUCUUCCCUCACUUACUCUUCCUCAUCUGACCACAUCCCUCCGCCCCCGAUGACACCUCCACCACCCCCGCCUGUACAGUUCAAUGACCCUCCUCCUCCCCCUCCACCACCUGCACAGACUCAGUCUCAGCACCAACAACAGCAGCAACCAAUCAGCUACACCCCUGAACACUCUCCAAGAGCAUAUGUGCCCAUUCGGAGGAAAUCUGGACCGCCUCCUCCACCUCCACCCCGCAGUAAUCCACCACCUAAACGCCACUCCUUACAUAAAGUGAUCCCCUCAAGAGAGGACCUGCAGGUCCAUGCUACCAUACAGGAGCUAAAAGCCUACCAAGAACAACAAGUCUACCAGGAAAGACAAGCCUAUGAGGAGCAACAAGCAUACAAGGAGAGGCAGGUUUUUGAGGAGCAGAAAGCCUAUGAAGAACAACAACUGUUCCAAGAGCAGCAGGCCUAUCAGGAGAAACUUUUCAAAGAGAGACAAGCAUAUGAAGAGCAGAAAGCCUAUGAGGAGCAAAAAGCUUUUGAAGAGCAACAGUUGUACCAGGAGCAACAAGCCUACCAAGAAAGACAAGCAUAUGAACAGCGCCAAGCCUACCAAGAACAAAAAGCAUAUGAGCAGCGUCAAGCAUACAAGGAGCAAAAAGCAUUUGAGGAACUUCAAGCCUACCAGGAACAAAAAGCUUAUGAGGAACGUAAAGCCUAUGAGGAGCAAAAAGCUUUUGAGGAGCGUCAAGCCUAUGAGGAGCAACAAGCGUACCAAGAGCAGCAGAUGCACCAGAUCUACCAGAGCCACCACUCGAUGCCUAACCAGCCAACGCAACAGAAAGCCCACUCACCACUGCCUCUCCAACAACUCCACCAAUCCUUACCCCCACUUCCCUCACCAGACUCCACCCAUCACCACGCAAACCAUCCUCUAUAUAUGAUGCGCCAGGCACAACAACAACAACAGGCCCACCAGAGUCAUCUUAAUCGACGACAGUCCCGUUCUGCCCCACCUCCACACCAGCCUUCCCCCCAACCAACAGCCCACCCCAGCCAACAAGCUCAGUACUCUGAGGGCAUCUACCAAAGCCAUCAGGGCAUGAGACCCCAGCCCCACCAUUCUUCAGCAGAGAUGCUCCACCAGAUGCACCAAGCCCCAGCCCAUCACUCCUCCACCGAGAUGCUCCAUCAGUUGCAACAAACCCAGGCUCACCACGCUUCUGCAGAUAUGAUCCAGCAGAUUCAACAAGCCCAUGCACACUACUCAUCUUCUGAAAUGCUCCACCAAGUGCACAAAACCAAGGCCCAUCAUUCUUCAACAGAGGUUCUGCAACAAGCUCACCAGAUGCAGCAAAUGCAGCCCCACCACUCCUCAACUGAACUUCUCCAUCAAGCUCACCAGAUGCAUCGAGGACAAGCGCACCAUUCUUCGACUGAGCUGCUCCAUCAAAUUCACAAACCCCAGGCCCACCACUCCUCCACAGAACUGCUCCAUCAAGCCCAUCAGAUGCAUCAAACUAAGCCCCAUCACUCCUCCACAGAACUUCUGCAUCAGGCCCAGCAAGAGCCUGCCUCCCUCCCAGUUCAGCUAAACCGGGACAGCCACUCCCAUCAGAGCCGGAGAAGUCUAAAAGGUCAUAAUCAGAGCCAAGUGUCAUCACAAGGGAGACACCAGGAGCAGCAGAGCCACCAGACCCAUCAUCCCCAGCCCACCAAACCCUCUCCCCAAAGACCCCACUCUAUACAGCAGACCCACCACCACUCCAGCACACCUCAGAUCCACCACAUCCACCACAUGACCCCACAGCCCCCUCCACAGGACUACCAACACCAGAUUCAUGUCAUCCACCCUCCCCAGCAGCCACACAGGCCUCAGCCUCUCCUCUCCACCUUUCAGCCUCUCCAGCCACAUCAGCCCACCCUCUCCACUUUCCAGCCUCUGCCCCAACACCAUCAAUCCCAGCACCAAGUCCAAUCCUCCACCCAAGCGACCCGUCCACAGUCCCAGCCCUCACAUCACCUGCUGCAGUCGCCACACCAGCCGCAAAGUCAGUCCCACCAUAAACAGUCCAACCCCCAGCCCCAGUCCCUCCCCCAUUCCCUAUCUGAUCCCUCAGAGCACCUGGAGCCCCCUCCACCCCCACCUCUGCCCCCACCCUGUUCCCCUCCACCCUUGCCCAGGGCUAGGCUCUCCAGGAUGGACUCCAACCACAUGAGUGUGAAGAGGUUGCGCUGGGAGCAAGUGGAAAACUCAGAGGGGACUAUCUGGGGACAGUUGGGAGCAAAUUCUGACUAUGACAAACUGCAUGACAUGGUGAAGUAUCUGGAUCUGGAGCUGCACUUUGGGACACAGAAGAGCUCCUUGCCUGCUCCAGAGCCAACCCCCCAACUAGAAACGUUUAAGAAGAAAGAUGUGAUUGAAAUUCUGUCCCAUAAGAAGGCCUACAAUGCCUCCAUCCUGAUAGCCCACCUGAAGCUGUCUCCUGGGGAGCUGCGUCAGGUGCUAAUGAACAUGGCCACUGACCGCCUGGAACCAUCCCACAUCAAACAACUGCUGCUGUAUGCGCCCGAUGCAGAGGAGGUGAAAAAGUACGAGGAGUACAGACAGGACCCCAGCAAACUCAGUGAGCCGGACCAGUUUGUGUUGCAGAUGUUAUCUGUGCCAGAGUACAAAACCCGCCUGGAGAGUCUCCUCUUUAAGUGCUCUCUGCAGGAGAAGACAGAGGAGCUGAGGGGAUCAUACGACUGCCUCUACAAGGCUUCGCUGGAGCUGAAGACGAGCAAGAAGCUGGCUAAGAUACUAGAGUUCUGCUUGCUGCGUCCUGUCUUCCUUCAGUUUGUGCUGGCGAUGGGGAACUACCUGAAUAACAGCCAGCCUAAAACCAACAAGACGACAGGCUUCAAGAUCAACUUCCUUACAGAGUUGAGCACAACUAAAACAGUGGAUGGGAAGUCGACAUUUCUUCAUAUUCUGGUUAAAUCGUUAUGUCAACACUUUCCUGAGGUGUUGGAUUUCUCCAAAGAUUUAACCAUGGUUCCUCUUGCAGCCAAAGUAAACCAGAGGACUAUAACGUCAGAUCUCAACGACCUGCAUACGACCAUCCAGGACAUACGCUCAGCCUGUCAGAAGAUGCCUGCAACUGCUGAGGACCGCUUUGCUGUCGUCAUGAGUAACUUCUUGGAGAACAGUCACCCAGCUGUUCAAUCUCUGGAGUCCCUGCAGCAGAGAGCAAUGGAAGAAUUCAGCAAAACUGCCUCUUAUUUUGGAGAAGACGGCAAAGCCACCAACACCGAGGCCUUCUUUGGUAUCUUUUCUGAGUUUAUGGCCAAGUUUGAGAGAGCUCUCAGUGAGUGGCAAGCAGCAGAAAGCCUGAAGAGCCCCAGAAGUCCACGAAUGGCCUCCCCACUGGCUUGGUAACAUACACACACACACACACACACACACAGACGCGCGCGCACGCACACACACACACACACACAGAUGACUAUUAUGUACAUGCACACACAUGCACAAUCGCACACAUGAAUGCACACUUCUGAGCAAAAAAACAAGAUUUUAUGUAUUAAUGUGUUGUUGGUGAAAUCAAGGAAUGGAGAAACUUUUACAUCAAAGAUGGACAAUUUAGCUUUAUAAAAGUGGUUGUAUCUACUGUGCGUCUUUCAAAAUCUAACAGAGUUUUCCUAAGUCUAAAACCUAAAUUGCUUAGACGUCUUUAUCUAUUUGAACGAUAGUUACUCAGAAACUUCUCAUAGUUUAAGUUUUCUUUCUUUAAGCCUGAGUUCAGGUCUCCUCUGUAAGUGUGUUAUCACAGUCAAAACCUUGUCAUAUAUCUAUGAAUAAGACAGAUUUACAAGAAUACAUUUUAUCCUGAAAUAGACAGUUAAUUAAAACACACUCACAUCGACAUGGUGGUUUGGAAGAAGCCCCUGAAGCAGUUUUCCUGUUAGUUUACAUGUUGUGUGUUUUUGUAAGUUGCCCACCACACUGAAUGUAACAUAAGUUCUUUACAGACUAAGUGUAGCUUAUUUUCUUUAGUGAAUAUUAAUUUAAAUCAGCUGUCCUGAUGAUGGAUUGUUUAAUAUACUGCAUUCUAUCUAUCAGCUUUUUUCCCCCAAAUUCCUGCCAUAGCAGUUACAGCCAUAUAUUAACUUUUUUCUAAAUGGUAUUUCUCUUGUAUGAUACUUAACAUUUAAGGCUACUACUUUGUAUAUAUGAGACAUUGUCAGUGGGAAGUUGGCACUUAAUAUUUGUUUUUUCUAAAAAGACAAUUUAAACUGCUCUGAGGAUCAUUUCUAAGUUGUCUGUGGUCAUUAGCGCACUAAUUACAGGAGGCAGGAGUGGGAUUAUGUGGAGCCAACAGCGGGCAGUGUGCAAUAUGUGAGGAGUGUUUAGCUGUGUGCCACUGUUCCAUAUUAUACUCUUCAAACUGUUACAGAGAUAUUGUGUUUGUACUGUAAAGAGGGUGGAUGUAAAGAUCACUGGUACAAUAUGUAUGAAGCACUUUGUUAUGUGUAUUUAUCACCCAAAUAUUUAUUUUAUUGACUGUGUUAAAUGAACUGAUGACCAUGACAGCAAAGUCAUUAAAGGGGCAGUUCCCCCCAAAAUAUGUAUUUUUCCUUUCACCUGAAUUUCUGUUAUUGUUUUUUAAUACAUUUUUUUUGUUUUAGUGUAACUGAAUUUUGUAUCAGCUGUAGCAAUGGAACUUGGACGGCCCACAGCCUGUAGUGCUCAAAGCAACAAACAAAAAAGAAGGGGGGGUUCCUACACGAAACUGCUCCUCUAGCAUAAUUUCUUGCCGUUCUUAAUUAGCGUAUUUGAAUGAAGAGCAAGAAGAGUCUAAAUCAGUUGGUGGUUGCAUUGCUCAGCUGGUCACACACAGGAGUUUCACGUCCUGUGUUGUUUGUGCCCAAAUAAAUAAUUGUUUUAUUUUCAUUGUCACAUAAAGCACAAUGAUUUCCUAAACCUAACCAAAUAGUUUUUGUUGCCUUAACCUAACAAAACGUCUGACUCUCGAGGCUAAUAACAGUCGUCAUUAGUUUCUGUGCCCAACUUAAGCACAGAGUGUCAUUGUUUGAAGCUUAAGGCCACUGACCAAGCUGUCGUAUUUUAUGAGCUGAGAGUGGCCAAUAUCUCCAGAACUCACACCAAAACAAUUUAGACAGAUAAAAAGCCCUACAGGUAAGAGCAAAAUAUGUAUUUUCAAUUCUCGGGGGUGAACUGUCCCUUUAAGUUUAGUGUAGUUGAUGCAGUAUUUUGCAUCACUUUCAAACAGUUAAUAAUGCAGCAAACCAGUUUCUGAGGCGUUCCAGUGCUGUGUAAAACAUAAAGCUUAGUCUGCAAGAGAUGUUUUUAAAUAAGGAGAAAUUAUUACUAUAAUAGCGUGUGCAGCUCUUAAAGAGUCAAAGCUGUUUUGUUUUCCUGAUGAUUUAAGUUGCUUUUUUCUUCUUUUUUUUUUUGCUCAAAUGACAGAAUGUAAACCUCUGAAGCAUCGCUGUCCAUUAUAAGGCCUAUAAAGUGUUAAGUCUGUAUUUUGUAUUGUAUCCUGACAACGCUGAUGACUAUAAAGAGUGUUAUGAAAUCUUCCCCUGCCUGAAUGUCUGUGAUUUAUGAUGGAGUUGUGUUGUCUUACAGAGAGAUACAACUCUUUAUCUACUAGUUUAUUAUUUACAGUACAAAGGAAAACACAACCACUGCCUUCAUUUUUACUUGUUUCCGCAACUGUGUCUUUACAACUGCUGCUGACACACCUGACAUUGCUGCAAUCAGUUUAUCAGCCCUGACGUGUAUCGUCCGGAUACAAAAACACCUUCACUAAUUCUUAUGUCUUUCAUUAUAAGGGUUUGUUACGUCU